Messenger RNA from Dromaius novaehollandiae (emu), 3059 nucleotides. RefSeq names its product gasdermin A (gene GSDMA). NCBI's taxonomy places the organism in Eukaryota, Metazoa, Chordata, Aves, Casuariiformes, Dromaiidae. The transcript is spliced from 11 exons. Gene Ontology annotation, biological process: pyroptotic inflammatory response; defense response to bacterium. Gene Ontology annotation, molecular function: phosphatidylserine binding; phosphatidylinositol-4-phosphate binding; phosphatidylinositol-4,5-bisphosphate binding. The record is from RefSeq and is a predicted model, not a curated record. The coding region runs from base 203 to 1561 and encodes 452 amino acids.
GUAUUUCCCCACCCCUGCUGCUUUAAAGACGCAAUACCACUUAUGAAGCACGACAGAUUGCAAACACAUUCACACCGAUCAGUAGAUGAGAAGAGAAGCCACUUCACACUGUAAACAGAUAUUGCUGGAUGGAUAAAGAAACAAAAGUGAAAGGCACAAGCACACUUCCUUUCGGUUCAAAGUUUUAUCAAGCUGCAGCAGAAUGUUUAAAAAAGUUACUCGAUCCAUAGCAAAGCAGAUGGAUUCAAAAGGAGAACUGAUUCCAGUUUACAGUAUCUUAGACCAAGAACAUUUCAGACCCUACUGCCUUGUUAGGAGAAAAGAAAAAACCAUAUUCCACCCAACUCCAGGCUACCGAAGAACAGAGUAUAGUCUCUAUGAUGUGUUGCUACUUGGAGGAGACAAAACAAGUGCAGAGUUCCUCAUUCCCACUGAAGAUGUUCAAGAUUCAAGCCAAGUUACAUUCACACACCACGUUGAUGGCAAAGUUGAAGGGAAACUUCACCUCCCUGUUAAAUCUGCAAACACAGAAGUAUAUGGAUCUACCCGCUGGUCCAAAGAGGGGUCCAUCAAGCUGGAAAAAAAGUACAUACCAGUAGCAAAACUUGAGUCACUAAAAACAGAAAGAAAAUUCAAUAUGAAUCACUCCUUCAUUGCACAAUUAAAGAAAAAGCAACAGAAUUUGUAUUUGGUUUAUGAAUCAAUACAAACCUCAGAGGAGACCAACUAUAAGGAAACCAACAAGACCGAAGGGAGCUUCAUGGCCCAGCUUUAUGCCAAGUUCAGCGCAGAGGGCACCAGAAGCUGCAAAGAAAGCAUAACUAUACCCAAAGGCUGCACCAUAGCAUUCAGAACAAUGCAGCUGACUAUUGAUGAUGGAUCAUGGGAUAUUUACCACUUCCCAGAAGAUAACGUACAAACAUUUGUAUCUGAUGGCAAGCAAUGCUUCUUACAUGGAAAAUUAGGAGCGCUAGAGAAGGAAGUUAAAGCAAAAUACCAAAUUUUCUCCAUGUUGUCUGUGGAUCUGUACAACACAUUUUUAAAAUCCAUCAAAGCUGUGAUGAGAAACAGAAACCUCUUUCAAGAACUGACCCAGAAAAUGGAAGCUGUUCUUGAAGAAACUGAUAAUUGUGAACUGAAAACAGAGAGCCCAGACUUAAAAGACCUGCUGCACAGUUUACAGGAUUCUCCGAGAGACCUCCUCCUUAAGCUUGCAAAAGCAAUUAACUACACCCUUUAUGCUUUGGACGAAUUAACAGAGGAUCAGCUGCUGCUAUUGCUGGAGUCUUUGGAAGAGAAGAUUGUGUCCCAACAGCUUAAGCUGGUCAAGAGCAUCUUGGAAUACGACAUACAAAAUACGGAAGGGUGUUUCAGCGUGGAUGCCAGUCUGCUCUCUUUCUCACAAGAGAAGGAACAAAAAUUAACCACUGUAAUGUUAGAGAUGAGUGGAGUGAAGAUUCAGAAAAAUGGAUCUGCUGAAUGUAAGCAGGAAGCCUUCUCAUCCCUAGCAGCCCUGUAUGCAUCUUUGUAUGUGCUAGAUCUUCUGAGUAAAUUAGACUAGACUACACUUUUCUUCCGGUUAGGAAUGAUUUAAAGGGAAUGGCUUGAAGAUAUAUUUGAAAGUUUGUUUCUGCAAGAUACUUUCUCUCUCCAAGCUUCACUCCUAUCUGUGUGAGACAUUCUUUAUAAGCACUCAGUCCUGCUUAUAAAUGAGUGGGAAAAGCAGAGUCCUAAAGCAACAUAUCUGCUUAUAGAAGCCCAAAACCAAAUCUCAGAAUUAAUUUCCCAUUGAUUGCAUAGUGCCAACUGAAAAAAUUCACUAGCUAAAGAUUCUCAAACCUGCCAGUUGCACAUUAUAUGAUCCUAGUUUUACUAGGAAACAUCAGCACAUAGCUUCUGAUGCAAUCAACCAGAGGCAAAGGAAUACAUCAGGAGCAGUUUGCUUAUACUUGAAGGUGAAAUCCAGGUCACACUUGCAAUUCCCGUGUGAGUCACUAAGUGGUAGAUAUUAGAAAAUCAACAGAACUUUGAGAAUUGCAAGAUCUCAAAGCAUUUUAAAGUUGCACUAUCUGUUAAAAUGAUAUCUUCACCACACAUCCCAUGAGUGCUGCAGAAGAAUAGAUUAUGACAGUUUUAGAAUACAUUCAGCAGUCCCCCUACAACUCCUGGGCUAAAUCAGGCAAAGAAUUGUGACCAGUAUUCAAGCAGAUAUGGUUACCUACUCAUAGGAUGAGUUUUAAAGUUAUCAGAAAACAUUAGACAGGUCAGAUAUCAAAGAAAGUAUAUUUGUUUCUACAACCACCACAAAGGAAGGAUCCAUUCAUCUACUUUAAACACUUUAGGAUAAAAAGAAGUCACAGAUCCCAGAAGUACAAUAGUAAAGUUAUGCUGUCCCAUUCCUCCUCCUCUAAUCGUAUCAGCAGAGAUUCUGCAGGCCACUUUAAUCUAUCUUCUUCAGCAAAUACUGCAUCACUAAUUCUCUUCACAAUCAUGCAGAUAACCUUUUUCCCUAGCAGUAAAGAUAUUCUAAAUACAGAGAUAUCAAUGUAACCUUCUAUAUAUUAUAGCCUGUCACAGAUUUUCUUUUACCAGCAGAUAGUUUGUGCUAGAGUAGAUCUUAGAUGCCAUCUCUGCCCAAAAAUGGGUGUUCUCCUACUACUCCAAUACCACACUUUUUAGUGUCAUCACAUGUAUUCUUGAAGCAAGGGCUGUGCAAUGGACAGCUCACAGGCUAGACCCGGCCUGCUAAACAGUUCUGGGGCAAACAAAACUAGUUCCCACCACUAUUAGGUAGUUAUGUGCUGUGACCAUGCAGCUCUUGAACAACCUCCUCCAUCAUGAUCCACCACCUCCAUGUUAGAGAAACUAGAAAAUUGUUUUUAUACGGUCAUUAGAGAACUCAAUAAGUAACAGUGGGCUGCACAGCUGGCUUGCCCCCACCUUGCUAUAAAAUUCAGAAAACAAAUGUGAAAUUGGUUGUGUUUUUAACUCUUUUAGAGCAGGCAUAACAAAUGCUCUGCCUACUGUGACAGAAAUAAAGAGAAGUAUUUCUUAUCGAG